Molecule: messenger RNA, 1582 nt
Organism: Penaeus chinensis
Lineage: Eukaryota; Metazoa; Arthropoda; Malacostraca; Decapoda; Penaeidae
Product: facilitated trehalose transporter Tret1-like
Exons: 8
Coding region: 1-1368 (455 amino acids)
Biological process (GO): transmembrane transport
Cellular component (GO): membrane
Molecular function (GO): transmembrane transporter activity
Source: RefSeq, a predicted model, not a curated record
AUGGGCAUUAUUUCGGGGUCUCCUUGGUCGUUGUUAGCGGGAAUCGUGACCGCACUCUGCCAUUCCUCAAUAAGACAGCGGAGGGUUCAGUUUCGCGGCCUCGUCGAAGAACUGGUGAUAGACGAGUGUCUUACAGUUCGGGCACAGUGCUUCCACAGGAUUUCUAGUGGCACGCCCGUUCUAACGCAUAUGGAAAAAGUGAAAGAAAUCAAAGGGCCGCUACAUACAGGUCAGAAUCCUAUGCAAGAUAAUGGAACUCCUCUGACCUCAAUCCAUGACGUCACAGCGAAUCAACCUUCAGACAGCAGCAUUCACAAUGAGAAUGAGCCCACGUAUAAACGCCAACUCCGAUAUGCCAAACAGUUACUGAUGCUUUUCCUCGUGACACAAGGACACGUGAACUUGGGGAUGAUUGUUUCAUGGUCCAACUCCCUCGUGUCAGACAUUCUGGUUGAUAACUCCACUCUCUUCGGGAAUCAGAUUGCGUUCGCUCCCUGGGAGAUGGACAUGACAGGCAGCCUGCUCUUCAUCGGCACAGCUUCCACCUUCCCCUUCGCCGGGUGGCUGGUCGCGAAGGCAGGUCGUCGUCGGCCGAUGAUGCUGACCUGCGUACCGGGAGUCGUCGGCUGGGCCUUCUGCGGCCUCGCCUCCGACCAAAGACUGGUUCUUGUCGGCAGAUAUUUCCAAGGUGUGAGCGGCGCCAUCCUUGGAUCUGCAGUCCGAACUUACCUGGUGGAGGUGGCUGACACAGGCAUCCGCGGCGCCGCCAGCAUGCUCCCUGAGGUCAUGAAGGGUCUGGGGGCCAUCGCCAUCAUCGCCGCCGGUAUGCUCAUGCCCUGGUACUUCCUGGCCUUCAUGUGCGGGGCGCAGUUUCUCUUUUACAGCUGCCUUAUCGUCCCCUUCUUACCCGAGAGCCCAACCUACCUGGCUGUCACGGGCAAGGAAGAAGAGGCGCGUCAGGUUCUCCGUCGACUUAGAGGCCCGGCGGUCAAGCUCGACAAAGAAAUUCAAAAGCUGAAGGAAGAGAAUCGCUUUUCCUCCAACGACAGCUCCAUCUGGACAGUCUUCUCGGAUUCCCAAGUUGUGAAACGCAUUCUAAUCAUAACUGGACUUUUCUUCAUCACUAACUUCAGCGGGAGCGAAGUGAUCCGAGUCAAUGCCACGAGAAUGCUGCAAGAGUCAGGUCUAGCCAUGGACGGGGAAAUGAGUACCAUCGUCGUGUUUUCAGUCUUGCUGUGCGGAAAUAUCGCCGGCUUUUUCCUCAUUGACCGGCCUGGGACGUCGGUGGAGCGUGGUGUUCUCCUUGAUCCUCGUGGUGAUCGCCCACGCUGCCAUGGGCGUCUACGUGUAUUUCGACGAAGCGGCUGAUGUAUUCACUACGGUUAACGUCGUGACACUGGAGUCUGGCAAUGUAACCAGCCGUUUGAAUGAAUAUUUAACAGGUCAAAGUAUAAGUACAGCAGAUUUUACUUGGGUCCCUCUCGCAUGCCUCAUGCUGGCUGCUUUUAGUGCCAACCUUGGCGCUGCCCCAGUGCCCUGGAUUUUGUCUGUCGAAUACUUUCCUACUGCGAUCAGGUCCCAG